Molecule: messenger RNA, 1062 nt
Organism: Psilocybe cubensis
Lineage: Eukaryota; Fungi; Basidiomycota; Agaricomycetes; Agaricales; Agrocybaceae
Exons: 8
Coding region: 1-1062 (353 amino acids)
Molecular function (GO): zinc ion binding; DNA binding
Source: RefSeq, a predicted model, not a curated record
AUGUCUGAUAAAACCACUGGCUAUCGUCUUGAAUACGCUUCCUCAGCUAGAGCUAAAUGCAAGGGCCCUAAACCAUGCAGCGGAACCGCCAUUAGCAAAGGCGAACUUCGCCUGGGCACGCUCAUUGAUGUGAAGGGCGCCAAAAGCUUCGUCUGGAGGCACUGGGGCUGCAUAACCAAGAAAAUUAUUGAAAACAUGAAGAAGAAUUUUGAAGAGGCUUCAGAACUCGAUGGCUAUGAAGAACUCAAACCGGAUGACCAGGCUCGCGUUACCAAAGCAUGGGAGGAUGGACACGUUGCCGACGAGGAUAUACCCCCUAGUGCCAGGAAACCAGAGAAUGAGGACGACGCGGAGGAGAAGCCUAAGAAGGCUGCAAAGAAGGCACCCGCGAAGAAGAAGGAUGCUGAAGAUGGUAAAGAUGGGGAGGUAGAGGAGAAACCAAAGAAAAAGAAGGCCGCUGCAAAUGGAAAGGAUGGAGAAACAGCAGAGAAACCCAAGAAGAAGGCUGCCGCUCCCAAAAAGAAAGCUGCGCCUGCGAGCGACGCCGAAGAGGAUGAAAUCGACAACGAUGAAGAGGUUAAACCUAAGAAGAAAGCACCUGCUAAAAAGGCUGCAGCUCCUAAGGCAGAACCUAAGGAGAAGGCACCAGCCAAGAAGCGCGUAUCGAAGAAGAAACAGCCGGAGAGUGAUGAAGAGUCCGCAGAGGACUUCUCCAAAGAACUCGGUGACGUCUCUGCUGGCUCUGAUGAAGAUGAAGAUGAAGAGGAAGAAAAGCCAAAAAAGAAAGCACCUGCAAAGAAAGCUCCCGUUGAGAAGAAGGAGAAGGCCAAAGCUGAACCAAAAAAGAAAGCAGCGCCCAAGAAGGACGAAGAUGUAGAGAUGGACGAUGCUGAUGAUGCCGAGGACGGAAGCAGCAAGAAACGCAAGCGCGCUCCUGGUAAGGCUGCAGCGGCCAAACCACCCUCAAAAAAGGCAAAACCGACUUCCAAAGGCACCACUAAACCUGCAUCUAAAGCCAAGAAGACCAAAGAGGUUGUCGAAGAGGACGAAGCGGACGACUAA